Messenger RNA from Fusarium venenatum, 771 nucleotides. Its product is annotated as 40S ribosomal protein eS1. Gene Ontology annotation, biological process: translation. Gene Ontology annotation, molecular function: structural constituent of ribosome. The record is from RefSeq and is a predicted model, not a curated record. Gene Ontology annotation, cellular component: ribosome; cytosol. Lineage: Eukaryota; Fungi; Ascomycota; Sordariomycetes; Hypocreales; Nectriaceae.
AUGGCGGUUGGAAAGAACAAGAGACUCUCCAAGGGCAAGAAGGGCCUCAAGAAGAAGACGGUCGACCCCUUCUCCCGAAAGGACUGGUACUCGAUCAAGGCCCCUAACCCUUUCAACGUUCGAGAUGUCGGCAAGACCCUUGUGAACCGAACCACUGGUCUCAAGAACGCCAACGACGCUCUUAAGGGCCGUAUCCUCGAGGUCUCUCUGGCCGAUCUCCAGAAGGAUGAGGACCACUCCUUCCGCAAGGUCCGCCUCCGUGUCGACGAGGUCCAGGGCAAGAACUGCUUGACUGCUUUCCACGGUCUCGACUUCACCUCCGACAAGCUCCGAUCUCUCGUCCGCAAGUGGCAAACUCUGAUUGAGGCCAACGUCACUGUCAAGACUACCGACGACUACCUCAUCCGCCUCUUCGCCAUUGGUUUCACCAAGCGACGAGGAAACCAGGUCAAGAAGACCACAUACGCCGCCUCUUCUCAGAUCCGAGCCAUCCGACGCAAGAUGACCGACAUCAUCCAGCGUGAGGCUUCAAGCUGCACUCUCACCCAGCUUACCUCCAAGCUCAUUCCCGAGGUCAUUGGCCGCGAGAUUGAGAAGUCCACCCAGGGCAUCUACCCUCUCCAGAACGUCCACAUCCGAAAGGUCAAGCUUCUCAAGGCCCCCAAGUUCGAUCUCGGUGCCUUGAUGGCUCUGCACGGCGAGUCUGGUACCGACGACCAGGGCCAGAAGGUUGAGCGGGAGUUCAAGGAGCGUGUCCUUGAGGAGGUUUAA